GGCGGGCUUACGGAGGAGGCUGUAACUGUGCUCAUGGCUCCCGGACCGCCAGUGCAAUAGAUAACAUGAAUGAUAAGAAAUGCACGGCCUCGUGCAUUCUUAAAAUACAUAUACAUUCGAUUUAACGCACAUAUACCACCCUUUAAAAACGUAGCUUUUGUUAAAAGCGAGCUAUAUGGAUGUGCAGGUUACAGAGCGCUGCAGCAUCAACUCUGCGCCAAAAACAAACAGCCCGCAGAAUGCAGCAGAAAAUGCACCAAAGAAGAAGAAAUCUCGAAGGGGCAAGAGAGGGAAACGACGGAGGGGCAAGAAGGCAAACGAGCCUCCGCCGUUUUUACCACCGGAGGCUGAAGAGGGAAACAUUGAAUACAAGCUGAAGCUGGUUAACCCCACACAGUAUCGGUUCGAGCAUCUGGCCACACAGUUGAAAUGGCGACUCCAGGAGGGCCGUGGGGAGGCUGUGUAUCAGAUCGGGGUGGAGGAUAAUGGUCUGCUGGUUGGACUGACAGAAGAAGAUAUGAAAACAUCAUUGAAGACCCUUCGCAGGAUGGCUGAGAGGGUGGGAGCUGAUAUCACACUUCUGAGAGAGAGGGAAGUCGAGUGUGAUCGGGCUCGACGAAAAAUCGCAGAAGUUCUGGUGCGGAAAGUUCCAGAUGACCAACAGUUCCUGGAUCUUCGUGUGGCUGUUCUGGGUAACGUGGACUCAGGAAAGUCGACUCUGCUGGGCGUGUUGACUCAGGGAGAGCUUGAUAACGGGCGAGGCAGGGCGAGACUUAACCUCUUCAGACACUUGCAUGAGAUUCAAACCGGACGGACGUCCAGCAUCAGUUUCGAGAUCCUUGGCUUCAACAGCAAAGGAGAGGUUGUUAACUACAGCGAUUCCCGUACAGCAGAGGAAAUAUGUGAAAGCUCUUCUAAGAUGAUCACAUUUAUCGAUCUGGCCGGUCAUUACAAGUACCUGAAAACCACCAUAUUUGGCCUUACAAGUUACUGCCCGGACUUUGCCAUGCUGGUUGUAGGGGCCAACACAGGCAUUGCCGGCACAACACGGGAGCACCUGGGUUUGGCCAUGGCCCUAAAAGUGCCCAUAUUCAUUGUAGUGAGUAAGGUGGACCUGUGUGCCAAAAGCACCGUGGAGAAAACCGUCCGUCAGCUGGAGAGAGUUCUCAAACAGCCCGGCUGCAACAAGGUCCCAAUGGUGGUGGCCAACCCUGAUGAUGCGGUGACCGCCGCACAGCAGUUCGCACAAUCAUCCAGUAUUACGCCCAUCUUCACCCUCUCCAGUGUAUCUGGAGAGAAUCUGGAUCUUCUGAAGGUCUUUUUCAACAUAUUGCCUCCUCUAAGCAACAGCAAGGAGCAAGAGGAACUCAUGCAGCAGCUGACAGAAUUCCAGGUGGAUGAGAUUUACAGUGUUCCUGAUGUGGGGACUGUAGUUGGUGGGACACUAUACAGCGGCGUAUGUCGUGAAGGAGAUCGGUUAGUUGUGGGCCCUACGGACGAUGGGAAGUUCUUGAGGUUGAAGGUGUGCAGCAUUCACAGAAAUCGCUCUGGAUGCCGCGUGCUGAGAGCCGGACAGGCGGCUACGCUUGCGCUGGGAAACUUCGAUCGCUCAUUACUACGAAAGGGCAUGGUAAUGGUGAGUCCUAAGAUGAACCCUACCAUCUGCUGGCAGUUUGAAGCCGCCAUCGUCCUCCUGUUUCAUGCCAAGACGUUCCGCCGUGGUUUCCAGGUCACGGUGCACGUGGGGAAUGUGAGGCAGACCGCCACGGUGGAGUGCCUGCUUGGCAAGGAGGAGCUGCGGACAGGAGAAAGAGCCGUAGUGUCUUUCCGAUUCUUAAAGCACCCCGAGUAUCUGCGCGUAGGAGCCAAGCUGCUCUUUAGAGAGGGUGUCACCAAAGGCAUUGGACACGUGACGCACCUUCUGCCGUCCACUCAGAACCAAGUGCCUGACCAGAACCGCAACCAGAACCACAGUUAGAUACAUAGAGACCCACAGGAAGUGACAUCAAAAACAUUCGUUUCCAUCAUGCAGUCAUUUCCUUUACCUGCCUUUGCCUACUAAUUCUGUCGUGCACCUUUUAUUCUUUCACUCAUAUUAGCAACAGGCUGCUUUGUGCUACUUUAAUCAUAGAUUUGCCUGUUGUUUUGGAACCUUUUGUAGGUUUGUGGUGUAAUGGUUUCUCUGUAAAGUGUGUCUGGUGGGGGAAAGAGUUUGAAAAGUUUUUUACAUUUCUACUUGUGUGUGCGUGUGUGUGUGCUUCCAAUAUUGUGGUAAUUGGAUGACCUUGAGAAGGCAUGUGGGGUUUGGAGUCGCUAAGCUGUGGUCUAAACUGGGUGUCUGUUAUAACUCCUUUCUGCAUUAUAGAUAUGAGAAUGCAAUGGUAGCAUCUAUCUGAUUGGAAAAUAUGUAAUUGUCCAUUUUGGUUUCUCAGAUCCUCAGCAGUAUUCAACAUUACACAUUACCCCCUCUUAAAGGUCCAGUGUAGGAAAUUUAGCAGCAUCUAGUGGCUCACUCCACCGCUCGCCCCUCCCUUUCGAAGCACUACGGUGGCCGACACAGAACUAAGAUGUCGUCACGUUUUCGCUUCUUUGCCGAAAGAGAUAACAUAUUUAUGAAACGCACUCUGUAGAGCAGUUUGUCCGUUUAGGGCUACUGUAGAAACAACAUGGCGAAUUCCAUUUAAGGGGACCCGCGGUGUGUGUAGAUAGAAAUAGCUCAUUCUAAGAUAAUACAAACACAACUCUUCCUUAUGGAAGGUCUUUAAACACAUCUGAAGACAUAGUUAUGUAUCUUAUAUUGCAUUUUUGUCAAUAGAUCCUCCAAAAAAAUGACACACUGGACCUUUAAAAUAAAAGUGUUAAAUAAUGCCGUAGAACCUUUCUUGGAUGUAUGGUUCGAUAAAGAACUUUCCACAUCUGCAGAUCCUUUCUCGUUCUUUAAAGUUGAUUUAUAGUGCUAAAAAGGCCAUUAAAAAUGUAAGAAAGAAAUUUUCAAUAACCUUUAGAGAACCAAAAAUGUUUCUUCUAUGGCAUCGCUGUAAAUUACCUCUUUUAAAACUUUUAUUUUUAGGAGUGGAGUAGAUUUGGCGCACCCUUUAGACUUGUAGCGAGACAUGAGCAGCUUGAAUUUCUGUGAAAUUUUAAAAUCAUUUUUAGUCAUUUUGUUUCAUUCUUAAAUCACAUUUGCAAAUUGCAGCAAUUUAUGUAAGAAUGGUUUCAUGCACAUUUGACACAAAUUUGCUGUUUUCCAUUAAUGACGACCAUUCAGGGCUGGACUGGGAAGAAAAAUCGACCCUAGCAUUUUUAGGCCAACAUCGGCCCUCCACCUAAUCUGUCAACGGGAGGGGGGGACGUUAUAAUACGUCCGUCUAAGCGGCCAACGCCUCCGUUCCGGCCCCAUACGUUAGCGGCCCACCGGGAAAACGCCCGGUAAGCCAGAUGGCCAAUCCGCCCCUGCGACCAUUGAUCAGCUCAUUUGUUGGUGUCAUGAAACAUCGCACCAACUUUCUUUAGCACAAAUCAGGCUUAAUGUGCCACGUUACACAUUAUAAUGACGCAAAUAUUUUGCACACAUUGUGUGCUUGUUUGUAUGGAAGGUUGUAUUACAGGGUUCGAGUGAAAACACUUGGCAGCUUUGUGCAACCAGCGUCUGUUGUGAGAUACCACGCAAGCACAGGAAGCAAGAUAACAAUUGUGUCGUUUUGUUCACCCAUGCUUUUCUAUUCGAGAUAUUGUGCAAUUAUUAAAAACAUUGAAUGUAUUGAUCAUGGAUCUAAAUGUAACGAUUACUAACUAACAAUGUGUCAUCUGUAAAAGCCUAUUUUAUUCAACAUCGUCCUAGUAUAUGCUUUAGACUUUAUUCACCAGAGAACAAACUUCAGAGUAAAUUGUUCGUCAGAACCAUUGUUGCGUAAAUUUUAUGGUUUUACGAACAAUUUCAUUUGUUCUCUGGUUUCAUUAAUGGAUCUCUUCUCACAGUAAUGUCAACAGUGCAUGUUGUGCUUACACAAAUAACAGUUAACAUUGUCUGAAGUGCAGCCGGUUGGCUAUAUUAAUGUUGGGAUGUAUCUUCAUGUAGGCUACUUCCUGAAAAGGUGAAGCCUGCGAACAAGAUCAGACAUCUAUUGCUUUGGUGUAUUAGUAAUAAAGAAUUAACGUUUGAUUGUGGAA
This is a messenger RNA of Triplophysa rosa, 4170 nucleotides long. It is a transcript of the gene gtpbp2b, whose product is annotated as GTP binding protein 2b. The transcript has 12 exons. Gene Ontology annotation, molecular function: GTP binding; GTPase activity; translation elongation factor activity. The record is from RefSeq and is a predicted model, not a curated record. NCBI's taxonomy places the organism in Eukaryota, Metazoa, Chordata, Actinopteri, Cypriniformes, Nemacheilidae. Bases 176 to 1978 code for a protein of 600 amino acids. Gene Ontology annotation, biological process: translational elongation.